This is a messenger RNA of Acanthosepion pharaonis, 819 nucleotides long. Lineage: Eukaryota; Metazoa; Mollusca; Cephalopoda; Sepiida; Sepiidae. The record is from the annotation of a GenBank genome assembly.
AUGUCAUUGUGGCUCUUGUUUAACUACCACGUCAGUGUGGCCUUCUCUUUCAGAAUUCGGAUAUUUCAAUUAUUCAUUCUCAUAUUCUUCUUCUUCUUCUUCUUCUUCUUCUUCUUCUUAUUAUUAUUAUUAUUCUUUUCUUUUUCUUCUUCAUAUCAUUCUCCUUCUUUUUCUUCUUCUUGUUCUCAGUUUCAUACUUCUUCCUCUUCUACUACUUCUUCUCCGUCUGCUUCUUCUUUUUUUCUUCUUCUUCCUUUUCUUCUUCUCCUUUUCCUCUUCUUUCUUCUCCAGCUUUUCUUCUUCUUAGUUUCAUUCUUCUUCUUUUUCUUCUUCCUCUUCUCCGUCUGCUUCUUCUUUUCUUCUUCUACUACUUCUUCUUCUUCUUCUUAUUAUUAUUAUUAUUAUUAUUCUCCUUCUUCUCUUUUUCUUCUUCUUCUUCAUAUCAUUCUCUUUCUUUUCUUCUUUUUCUUCUUCUUCUACUUCUUUUUCUUCUUCUUCCUUUUCUUCUUCUUCUUCUCUUUCUUUUUUCUUCUCCUGCUUUUCUUCUUCUCCUCCUUUUCCUCUUCUUCUUCUUCUUCUUCUUCGUCUUCUUCUUCUUUUCAGUUUCAUUCUUCUUCUUUUUCUUCUUCCUCUUCUCCGUCUGCUUCUUCUUUUCUUCUUCUACUACUACUUCUUCUUAUUAUUAUUAUUAUUAUUAUUCUCCUUCUUUUUCUUCUUCUUCAUAUCAUUCUCUUUCUUUUCUUAUUUUUCUUCUUCUUCUACUUCUUCUCCGUCUGCUUCUUCUUCUUCUUCUUUGCAUUUAAUCCCAUCAGAAGGUAG